Falco peregrinus (peregrine falcon) is the source of this 2115-nucleotide messenger RNA. RefSeq names its product BCL3 transcription coactivator (gene BCL3). The annotation marks the transcript as partial. The record is from RefSeq and is a predicted model, not a curated record. NCBI's taxonomy places the organism in Eukaryota, Metazoa, Chordata, Aves, Falconiformes, Falconidae. Gene Ontology annotation, molecular function: protein binding. The transcript has 9 exons.
UACCGCCUGGACACCCCCCCCCUCGCCCCCACACGCGCGCUUACCCCAUCCCCCCCCCUGCAGCCUCCCCGGGGGGGCGUGGCCGCGCGCGGGGGAACCCCCGCCCCUCCCCGGGGUCCCCAGGCGGGGGGGCGGGGCCUGGGGUGUGGGGGAGGGGCGGCCCCGUGUGUGUGCCCCCCUCCCCCCCCCUCCCCGUGGGGGAGGGGCCGCCGGCGGGGAAGUCCCCGGGUCGCUUCCGCGGCGGGACGCGGGCGGCCGGGACGGGACCCCCGGCACGGGGGGGGCACAGACCCCCCCCCCCGCCAUGGCGGAGGAGCUGCCCGUGGACCUGCGGACCCGCCGGGGGGCCCCCCCUGGCCCCCCCCCUCCCCGCCCCCCCCGCCCCCCCUCCGAGGCUUCGCUGCCGCUGCGGAAGCGGCGCUCGGCGAUGCGGGGGGCGCUGGGGGGGGACGGACCCCCCCCCUCGGGGAAAGCACCGCGGGGGUGCCCCCCAGCGCCCCCCCCCCCACAGCCCCCCCCCCCGGCCUUCCCCCUCGGCUUCCCACCCCCACCCGCUGCCUUCUUCGCAGGGCUGCGGGGGGAGCUGCCGCUGCCGCUGCAAGGGGGAGCCGGAGCCGGCCUGGUGCCCCCCUCCGGGGAUCCUGGCCCUCCCCCCCGCGCCCCCCCUGGCCGUGCUGGGACCCCCCCCAGACCCAAAUAGCCGCUGACAUCGCGGCCGCCACCGGGCAGGACGAGGACGGUGACACGGCGCUGCACAUCGCGGUGGCUCAGGGGGCCGUGGGGGCUGCGCGACGCCUGGUGGGGCUGUUCCUGCAGGGGGGGUGUCACCUGGACGUGUUCAACCGGCUGCGGCAGACGCCGCUGCACGUGGCGGUGAUCACGCGGCAGGCGGCGCUGGUGCGGCUGCUGGUGGCGCACGGCGCGUGCCCCGGCGCGCGGGACCGGCUGGGCCGAACCGCCCCGCACUUGGCCUGCGAGCGGCGCGCGCCGCGCUGCCUGCGCGAGCUGCUGCGGGGGGGGCCCGACCUGCAGGCGCGCGACUAUGAGGGCCUGACCCCCCUGCACGUGGCCGUCAGCUCCGGUGCCCGUGAGAACGUCCUGCUGCUGCUGGAGCAUGGGGCUGACAUCGACGCCGUGGACAUCAAGAGUGGUCGCUCGCCGCUGCUUCAUGCGGUGGAGAGCAACAGCCUGGAGAUGGCAGAGCUGCUCAUCCAGCGGGGUGCCAGCGUGAACGCGCAGUCAUACGCGGGGUGCACGGCGCUGCAUGCGGCUGCGGGCCGGGGGCUGUUGGGGGUCCUGCGGCUGCUGCUGCGCAGUGGCGCCGACUGCGGCAUCAAGAACUACCACAACGAGACCCCCCUGGCUGUGGCCAGCAGCCGGCAGGUCAUCGACAUCCUGCGGGGAAAGGCCUCCCGCCCCCCCCAGCCCCGCUGCAGCCCCCUCCCCCUGCCUGAUGCUCCCACCCCAGCAUCCAAUGGACGAGCCUCCCCGGGGUCCGGGGCCCGGAUCCCGCCUGCAGCCAAUCAGAAGAUGGAUUUUGCUGAGCCAGCCAAUGGGGUGCAAGGGGUGGGGCCCUGCGCAGGGGUGAAGCAUGAAGGUGGUGCUGGGCAGCCAAUGGCAUGUGCCGGUGGCCCCGCCCUCAGCCUGCCAUUGGCUGAGGCCCGUCAGGACCCUGCCUGCCUCUACCCAAUGGCGUCGCCUCCCCGGGACUCUUCAGCCAAUCACCUUGUGUCGCCGCGCUUCCACCGUCCAAUUGUAUCGCUGGGUCCGCCGGCCAAUGAGGGACUAGGGCAGGCGGCCCAGAUGGACCAAUCAUGGACGCUAGUGGAGGGAGGAACCCCCACCCCUCGAGACCCCUCGGCUCCGCCUCCGGGAGGGGCGGGGCCAGGUGCGGGGAGGGAGGUGACCCUGGCCCCGGGAGGGGUGGACCCCAGGGCCCCUCCACCACCCAGGGGCCCCGGGCACUGAGGGGGGACCCCAGCAUUGAGGGGGGGAGGAUUGGACCCCCUCGACCCCACCCAUCCCUAUACACAAGCAUUAACACUGCCCCCAGCCCCCCCCCGGCGGGCGGGGGCCGCUGUUAAUGAGGCAAAUUAAAGCGAUUUUGGCUACAGA